GAGCCUUGCAAACAAGUGUCUGUGCUGUGUCCCCGCGGCCCUCCUCGCGCCGGGGCCGCUUCCUCCGGGUAGGAGGGAGCAAGGGAGCCCUCGCCGCGCGGCCCGCGAGCCGCCGCCGCCCUCGGCCCGCGCAUCCCCGCGCGGGGGCCGCGGAUUCGACUAGGCUGCCAGGCGCAGCGACACCGGGUCGCGGUGCGAGCGGCGCCCCGGCUCUCGCCGAGAGGCUCCUGACAGAAAAACGUGCGUGGUUGUCCCCACCCCUGGGAGGGGUUGCCGGUGCCGCGCGCGGCCGCCCAGUCGCCAGCGCUCUCUCCUGGGAGGAUCCGCUGCCGGAGGAAGGAGUGGACCCAACCUGGCCGCGCCGCAGAAGUGGCUCCCGAGGAAGCCGGCGCCGGGGCCGCCGCCUCGUGUCCCCUCGGGGCGCAGUGCUCGGGGGUCGGCGGGCCAGAGCCGAGGCGCGGCCGGGGAGCCGGGGGCUGCGGGGCCGAGCGGGCAGCCGCGCGAGGGGGCGGGCGCUCGGCGACCCGGGGGCCGGCCGGGCUGAGCCCCGCGCCCCGGGACGCGGGCUGGAAGCGACGGAGGAGUGCUGCCGCGGGCUGCGGACCAGCGCCGUCCCCUCACGGAGCGGGGAUUCUGCUAUGACAGUUGGGCUCCCCGGAGGGUUAACCUGGGUGUCCUCGGCAAAGUUGUCGCCGAGCCGGGAGCCCGUGUAGGGGCCGCGGCGCCGCGGCUCGGGGGGCGGCCGGGCGGCCGGCGGCGGUCGUGGCUCGGCGGGGCCCGCGCGGCCGGGGGGCUCCUGGGGGUGUGCGCCCCCAGCCGGCUGCCCUCGUGGAUGCCUCCCGGCGGCGGCGGGCCCAUGAAAGACUGCGAGUACAGCCAGAUCAGCACCCACAGCUCCUCCCCCAUGGAGUCGCCCCACAAGAAGAAGAAAAUCGCGGCCCGGAGGAAAUGGGAGGUGUUCCCGGGAAGAAACAAGUUCUUCUGUAACGGGAGGAUCAUGAUGGCCCGGCAGACGGGCGUCUUCUACCUGACGCUCGUCCUCAUCCUGGUCACUAGCGGACUCUUCUUCGCCUUCGACUGUCCGUACCUGGCGGUGAAAAUCACCCCUGCCAUCCCUGCAGUCGCUGGCAUCCUGUUCUUCUUUGUGAUGGGGACCCUGCUCCGCACCAGCUUCAGCGACCCCGGAGUCCUCCCACGAGCCACGCCUGAUGAAGCCGCCGAUCUGGAAAGGCAAAUAGAUAUCGCAAACGGCACCAGUUCAGGGGGGUACCGCCCGCCUCCCAGAACCAAAGAAGUCAUCAUCAAUGGCCAGACCGUGAAACUUAAAUACUGUUUCACCUGCAAGAUUUUCCGGCCCCCUCGCGCCUCCCAUUGCAGCCUUUGUGAUAACUGCGUAGAACGGUUUGAUCACCACUGUCCCUGGGUAGGCAACUGUGUGGGGAAAAGAAACUACAGAUUUUUUUAUAUGUUUAUUUUAUCUCUGUCUUUUCUGACAGUCUUUAUAUUUGCAUUCGUUAUCACCCACGUCAUUCUUCGUUCACAGCAAACAGGAUUCCUAAAUGCCCUUAAGGACAGUCCUGCAAGCGUCCUGGAGGCUGUGGUGUGCUUCUUCUCUGUCUGGUCCAUCGUUGGCCUCUCAGGAUUCCACACCUACUUGAUCAGCUCCAACCAGACAACAAAUGAGGACAUUAAAGGAUCCUGGUCAAAUAAAAGAGGUAAAGAAAAUUACAAUCCCUACAGCUACGGAAAUAUCUUUACCAACUGCUGUGUUGCCCUGUGUGGGCCCAUCUCACCAAGCCUGAUCGACAGAAGAGGGUACAUCCAGCCCGACACGCCGCAGCCAGCAGCACCCUCCAAUGGCAUCACCAUGUACGGGGCCACGCAGUCACAGAGUGACAUGUGCGACCAAGACCAGUGCAUUCAGAGCACCAAAUUCGUUUUGCAGGCUGCAGCCACGCCCCUGCUGCAGAGCGAGCCCAGCCUCACCAGCGACGAGCUGCACCUGCCCGGGAAGCCUGGCCUGGGCACGCCCUGCGCCAGCCUCACACUGGGCCCGCCCACACCGCCCGCCUCCAUGCCCAACCUCGCCGAGGCCACGCUCGCGGACGUGAUGCCCCGGAAAGAUGAGCACAUGGGCCACCAGUUCCUGACGCCCGAUGAGGCGCCCUCGCCCCCCAGGCUACUGGCGGCGGGCAGCCCCCUGGCGCACAGCCGCACCAUGCACGUGCUGGGCCUGGCCAGCCAGGACUCCCUGCAUGAGGACUCUGUGCGCGGCCUGGUGAAGCUCAGCUCCGUGUGACCCACAUGGCCCCAGGCCGGGGGACACCAGAGGCUCCUCCAUGGGCAGCAGGAGUGAGCGGAGGGGUGUGUCCCACAGCGACUUUCCCAGCCAAUGCCACGGUGGAGAUGACAGCCCCAGGUCUGGGGUACAGAGACCACUUAGGAUGGCACAGGGUGGCUGGCCCCGGAUGCUGAGAGCUUGGUUUCAUUUGAAUUUUCUUCCCCAACCUGAGUGCUUUGACAACAAUGGAAAUAGAGAAGUGGCUGCUUUCUUUUGGUGACCCUCCAGGGGUGGAAUCGGAGUGUGUCUGCCCGCCCUUGUGACAGACACACGGAAGGCUUCUGACGCUUGUGGCCAGACUGCAAUUGCACUUAUGUGUUAUGCUACUAAUAUUUGAAACAGACCUGCCAUUCCAUUUGUUAAUUAAAAAAAAAAAAAAUCCUAAAGGGAAAAAACCGACCAGGUGUGGAUCUGCAUGCCACGCUGCCGUCUGUGUUACAGUGGUGUUGCUAUUUCCAAGGAAGUGCUGCUUUCUUUUUCUUUUUUUAAUUUUGUGAAUUUUCAAGUGCUGUUUUGUUGGAAGACAGUGCAACGAACUGAGACUAAUGGACAGUGUCAUCACUCAGCUUACUGGGCUGAGGCGUCUGUGGAGAGGUGGCACCGGGGCUGCAGAGGGCGGCUGGGGUUCCGUCGUGUCGGGUGUCACUUCACCUUCUGUUUGGCCGCUCGAUGAGGUCUCGUGUUGAGAUAUUGUGUGCCACAACCCCCACAGUCUUCACCUCCGUGUGUGAUGAAACUUCCCGUGGACAGCCAAUAAAAUGACGUCCUCUGUUAUUUUGGAUCUGCGUACGGUUAUCCUUAAUAGCAUAAAUGAAAACAAAGUCAUCCAGAUGGGGAGAGUUUUUCUUGAAAUGUCCCUAGCGAGGAAUGGUCCCCAGACAACCAAAAGUCAAAUCUUUGAACUGGGAGAUAUUUAUAGAAUAAUUUCUUAGAUAAGAGGCAAGUUUUCCAUCAUUUAUUUUCUUUAAUUAUCUCUUUUUGACACCAUCUUAGUGGAAUUUGCUCUACGUUUGCAGUUUGCCGUGCAACAGUUGAUCGGAAGUAGGGAGAGGGGAGGGGACGCUCAGGGAGAAGGUUCUGUCGGGCGUCUUCUGGGCUUCCUUCUGUGUUAACGUGUCACUCAAUCCCAGAAGUGCAACUUGAGGUCCUAGUAAAGGUAUCAGAAAAUGAGGAGGAGAAAUCGGCUUACAGUCUAAGCUGAGAUCAUGUAGGUCAUCAUCCUUCCUAGACACUGAUCAGAAUGAAAUUAAGAAAAUGACCACUUUGUUCACUUUCAUUGGUCACCUAGAAGGGAACGAACUGGCUCUGGACUUAGGGAGUGUGUCACUAUGGGGGCAGCCACAGGGGACACAGCAACUCCUCUCCUGGCUUCUUUCCAGACCAUAAAUCUAACAGCUAAAGCUACUCAAGUUCAAAGCCAUGGCCUUGCUCCUUAUAACCAUAUGAAAGACAAGACACAUUGACCAAUGAUACAAGUAACCCAAGUGAUUUGCAUUUAUGGAAAAAGGCUAUUACUCCUGAGAAAGAGUUGCCAUUUUAUAUAAAAGAAAAGAAGAUAGGAAAAAGAAAAGCACACAAGUUUUAUUUGGAAUGAAGGCAAUUCACAGGUCACAAAAUAAUUCAUGCUGAAAGGGCCUGCAGAGUUCUUGCACUGUGAUGUCUUCGAGCCAUCUUUAUUGUCAUGCUGCAUGCACGUAUAGAAAAUGGAAUAGGUCCAUUCUAUGUAGCCAUUUUUGAUUUUCUGAACCACCUAACUACUUGUACCCACCUGCAAUGUGUAAUUCAUGGGGCAGUGCCCUCCUUACACAACCGCACACGCUCACAGGCACCAACUCACAGGGAUUCUCCUUGUCCACGCUACCUGUGAGCCCAAAGUGACAGCCCCACAAAGGAGCUUCCACAACUUCCCAAACCGUCUCUGCUCCUUGCUUUCUUCCACCUGCUCCCCAGAGGCCCCAGGAAGGAGUUGGCCCUGAUGAGAACGGUGCUCCAUGGGUGACCGCGAAUCCGGCUUAGCCCUCACUCCGGUCCCACGUGUGGCCCAGUCCAUUCUCAGCUCAUUCCCCUGGAAAGCAAGAUCAUGGUCUUCAGAGGCCUCCCGCUUCUAACAUUUCCUAACUCAGUGGUUGCCACUCUCCUGUGACCAGCCCUUCUUCCCACCUCACUGUGAAAAAUUCCCAGAAGCCAGGAUCACGACUCACUUGUCUUCACAUAAUGGAUAUUUACUUAAUAUUUAUUAUCAAUUUCCCCACCUCCAACCCUGUCCCUGGCACACACUUGGCAUCAUUUAUCCAAUAGGGGACUGGGAAUUUUGGUGAAGUGAAUCAAGGCUAUUCAGGGUCAAGAGAGAGAUUAACUUGAAUGGGCCAAUUUGCUAGAUAAUUAAUGUCUUAAAAACCAAAACCAGAGAGAAGCCCACAGCCCUGUCCUCUGUGGCUUGAAAAAGAAACCCAGCAUCAGAGGAAUGAGCGAUGAUGCCCCCUGGGGCGCCCACUUCUGUUUGUCAGGAGGGAUGGUCGGAGGGGCAGCUCACCUGGCGAGGUGAUGGCUCUGCAUUUCCCACGAACAUAUAUGUGACAUGUACAUAAAUAUAAAUACUUAUGUUUAUAAAUGUUGAAUGGUUCCUUCUAGCUGUGGCUGAGUAGACGUUGGUGUUUCUAACUUCUUUCAGUGUGUUAGAGAUUGAUUACAUGCUAGCUAUAAAAAGUAAAAUAAAUAUUUUACCAUGCUAUUAAAGCUUGGACCAUUAUCAAACACACACAAACACACACUCAUUCUGCUGUUUAAAAAUUCAUCUGCGUUCGUUCUCCCAGGAGUGCUCCAGGGAACCACAGGCUUCCCGGCACUUGAAGGCUGAACUGAGCGUGAGUGCCCUGGUCCCCAGGAAGCAGGCGGAUGCUGCAGGAAGGUGGCAGACAGCCUGCAUCCAGGAGGGCCCCAGGAAGUGGGGAUGCUGCAGGAAGGCGGCACAAAGCCUGCAUCCGGGAGGGCCCCAGGAAGCAGGGGGAUGCUGCAGGAAGGUGGCAGACAGACUGCAUCCAGGAGGGCACAGUGACCUGUCACUCCGUUCUGCAGAAAUUGGCCCAGCAGUUGCGUUAUGCCCAACCAAAAGAUGCUCGUUCCAGCUUUCAAAUGUGAUGAUUUCAGCCUGUGAGGACAAUGCCAUGUCCCCACCCUAAGCCAGCAAAAUGCGAAAUCUCUGUUCUGGCCCAGAAUGGCACAAGGGAGGAGUCUUUGCAGAGUUCCACGCCACCCCCCAGCUUACUGCGGCCUUCACCGGCUCUGUCUAGGAUUGCCAGCUGUGGUUCCAAGUGAGGAGCAAACCCAUUUUAUGAGCCAUGUUCCUGCGGAGACCUGAUGGGCCAGGCCUUCUGUGGCUUUGAAAACCCCUAAGCUCUUCACCUCCUGGGCCUAGGCCUUCUUGUCUGACUCAACAGCAAGAAAAAUGAACUUGCCAAAAUUGGCAGUAGGUGUCCUUGACACAGGGGCUUCUGAUGGCAUCGCCCAGAAAAUGCUGGAACCAGAACUGGUCAGAGACUUUGAAGGGCACAGCCUGGCGGGCUACUCCCCAAGGGUCUCAGGUCUCUGCCCACCUGACUACCCUGCAGCAAACGCUUCUCUGUAACCUGACUUCUCCCUUCAGACCUCAGCCUACAACCAUCCUCUUCAUGCCAGGAACCAACUGCUUCUCAGCCUCGGCUUAGGGUCUUAAGUUCACCAGAAGGGAUCGGGGUUUGCGUUGAUAUUAUAAGGAAUCUUCCCAGAAGGAGCUGCCCUUCAUCCAUCCACAAGAAUACAUUGAGUUCAUUUAGUUCUUGACCAGGUAAGAAAAGAAUAAAGGAGAACAAAUAUUAAAUACUCUUUUCUAAUUGAUGCCUUACUACUGUUUUGAAGCUGAGCCGAAAUCAAAUUGAUGUUUACAUUUUCUAUCAAGUACACAUGAGCUGUGGGAGUCUAGCAUAUUCUUGUCCAAAAGAGAGAGACUUUCAAAUGAAUUCCUAUUCCUCUUGGUCCCCUCCACCUAUUUUGGAGGUCUGCAUGUGGAGUUGUAUGCUAUUUUCCAAGGUACCUCAUUUAAAAAAAAAAAAAAAAAAAAACUGCCUCUCAUUUGUUCCCUUAAAACGUCUCUCUCUCUCAUAAAACUAAGUUAUCAUUGAAAUAUUAAACGAUCUGAAGCGUCUUUUUUUUUUUCAAAUAAAUGUCAAAGAUGGUAAUAGUUUGUAAAUCAGUAAAUCCUCUGUCCAUCUGCCCAUUGUCCAUGGUCCUGAUAAUAGAGCCAAGAUGGAUUUUCACAUGUAAGGUGUUAGUCCAUUAAUCCAGCCAUUAAAAGUAGUUGGGAGAUUGAAGAUUAGAUGGUUUCUGGAGCAACCGAAUUUGCAGCUGCCACAAAACUAGAUAAAUAGCCACAACUGGAGUUAUUUUUUGAUCUCAUAAACCCCAGGAAUUACACACAGAAUGGAUUGAAAAGCAGACAAGCAUCUUGUGCUAUUGCAGAGACUUUUCUACCCAGGAAGUGUUGAAUUUUUAAAAGAAACUUGAUAUUGGUGAUAAAGGUAUGAAUGAACAACUCUCUUACUUGCCCUCGAUGUUUCAAGAUGCCUGGUGAAACCGAGAGGCCACAUGGCAUGUCCAAGGAGACAUGCUUUCUGGGUUCUAUAUGAAUAGAGAUGGUUUUAGCCUGCAAUUAAAAAAAAAAAAAAAAACGGUUGAAGCCUUGCUAACUUUUUCCCAGAGCAUUCUGGGUUGAUAUUUCACAGUCAAACGUUUUGGCAUGGAAAAAAAAAAAAGCAUUUUAAACUCUUAGUGAAUUCAAAGCUCUAAAUCCAAACAAUGGUGAACACAUGUACAUAACAUUUCAUGUUUUCAGAGAUACGUAUGCUUAUUUAAGUGCCUUUCAUGUUUUAAUCAAUGUUUGCAGAAUUUAUCUUAAACCUGAGAUGAAUUAAAAAAUUUUUCUCCUUCAAUAAAAACUGCUAAUGGCAUAAAAUGUAAA
Homo sapiens (human) is the source of this 7334-nucleotide messenger RNA. It is a transcript of the gene ZDHHC14, whose product is annotated as zDHHC palmitoyltransferase 14. The transcript is spliced from 9 exons. Gene Ontology annotation, molecular function: palmitoyltransferase activity; protein-cysteine S-palmitoyltransferase activity. Bases 833 to 2299 code for a protein of 488 amino acids. Gene Ontology annotation, cellular component: Golgi cisterna membrane; endoplasmic reticulum membrane. NCBI's taxonomy places the organism in Eukaryota, Metazoa, Chordata, Mammalia, Primates, Hominidae. The record is from RefSeq and is marked validated.